GUGUGUCUCCUCACCUCAGUCAGUCAGUGUAGCCGUAACAACCGUAGCGUAGGGUAGUGGCGUCGCUCGGGUUAGGUCGUCUGAAGUGUGGACUUGCAAGAUCGUUGGGUUUGUAGUGAUAACCAGUCCUAAUAGCGACAACUGUGAACGAAGGUGCGAGGAUGAGCGGGGGCGUGGAGCUGGUGACGUCACCGGUGACCACGGACUCGGAUCCCAUCAGUCACUACUUCCACCAGAGUCCCGGCCACUGCUCGGAGUCGCUGGCGGCCAUCAACCGCAUGAGACAGAACAUUCAGCUGUGCGAUGUCACGCUCAAAGUGGGAAUGGACAGGAUACACGCGCAUCGAGUAGUUCUAGCCUCUACAAGUCCAUACUUCUAUGCCAUGUUCAACGAUGACAUGGCAGAGAAGGCUGCCAGAGAGGUUGUACUCCACGACGUGGACCACACGGCGCUCCAGCUGCUGGUAGAUUACUCCUACACCGGAGAGAUUCACAUAACCGAAGACAACGUCCAGGUGCUGCUGCCUGCCUCCAGUCUACUUCAGAUAGGCUCUGUUCGUGAAGCGUGCUGCAAGUUCCUCAUGCGACAGCUACACCCGUCCAACUGUCUCGGGAUACGCAGCUUCGCGGAUGCACAUUCUUGCAAGGAACUUCAUAGAAGAUCUCAUAGAUUCGCUCUGCAAAACUUCCAAGAAGUUAUGAACACUGAGGAGUUUUUGCUGCUGCCUUUUACAGAGGUGGAAGAAUUAAUUUCUAGCAGCCAGUUGAACAUUUCCUCUGAAGAGAAGGUCUUCCUAGCUGUGUUAAGUUGGGUAAAGCAUGAUGUCGCUGAAAGGGUCCAGAACAUAGCAAAACUGCUGAGGCAUGUUCGGCUGCCGCUCAUGUCACGGGACUUCCUCAUGACCGCUGUGGACUCGGAGGCGCUCGUCCGGGAGAGCUCAGAGUGCAAGGAGUUGCUGUUGGAGGCCAUGAAGUACCACUUACUGCCAGAGCAGCGCUCGGCUCUUGCCAGCGAGCGCACGUCCGAGCGCCGCCCUGAGGGAAUCAAGCCUUACAUAUUUGCUGUUGGUGGUGGCAGCCUGUUUGCUAUCCACAGCGAGUGCGAGUGCUACAAUCCCCGUGAUGACAGGUGGUUGCCCAUCGCUCCAAUGCUGUUCCGUCGUAGUCGCAGUGGAGUCACCGGUCUCGGAAAACUACUUUACGUUGUUGGAGGGUAUGACGGUGCCUCAGACCUAGCCUCAGCUGAGUGUUACAAUCCUCAAACCAACAAAUGGAACACCAUCACACCUAUGGGUACCAAGCGGAGUUGUCUAGGUAUCUGUGGGUUUGAUGGCCUGAUCUACGUAUGCGGUGGCUAUGACGGAGCCUCUUGCCUCAGCUCGAUGGAGCGCUACGACCCUCUGACGGGGGUGUGGAGUUCUUGCCCCGCCAUGGCAACACGACGGCGCUACUGCAGGACUGCCAUUGUUGAGAACUGCAUCUACGCCCUGGGAGGGUUUGACUCUACAAACUACCAGUCCUCCGUGGAGCGUCUAGACCCCAGGAUCGGCAGGUGGCAGGCCGUCCCGUCCAUGUCGUCCCGUCGCAGCAGUUGUGGCGUAGCGGCGCUCGACGGACUGCUAUACUGUGUUGGUGGCAACGACGGAACCAUGUGCAUGUCCAGCGGAGAACGCUUCAACGUACGGCGCAACACGUGGGAACCAAUCGCACCCAUGCACUCUAGAAGGUCGACACAUGAAGUUGUAGGUUACGACGGAACAUUAUUAGCCCUCGGAGGGAACGAUGGAAGUUCUUCACUCAACUCUGUUGAGCGAUACGACCCUCGGCUCAACAAGUGGACGCUGGUGACUUCAAUGCUUACCAGGCGUAGCUCAGUGGGUGCGGCCAUGUUGGAAUGUUUCAACAUUGAGCGAGGAUUGCCCCUCGUGGAGCGAGGUCUGCCAAUAGUGGCGUCGGGCAACGUAACCAUCAAAAACAUUUGACACUGAUGGGGGCUCAACAUUAAAUAUCCGCUUCAGAAGCGAGUGUUUCACUUAGAUUAAGAGAUUAAGACUAUAUGUUAACGACCAAUCGUUCUCUCUUGCUCUUAUUUUCAUGCAAACUUCACUACACUCUGUAUUCUGUAAUGCACUCAUUGCUUUAUACGGAUUGAAAUUAUAUUUGUUACCAUUGAGUUAAGUUGUGAAGUAAUUAUAGUUUUUAUAAGUUUGAUUUGGCGAUAUUUCUACUUUGAAUAUUUUUAUAAAGAAUUGAUAGUUGGCAAGUAAAAGGUAAGGUUUGCUUUAAAGAUACAGUACAUUCACAAACACAUCUCAGAAAAAUUUAUUAAGUUGUACAUAAGAUGAUAGUGAUAGUUAGUUACCUUUUAUUGUUAGAGAAAGACAUUUUUCUAGGAUGACAUCUGGGCUUUGGUUGUAAUUUGAACAUCUUUUUUAUUUUUUUUUUAUUCAUUUGAGUGGUAAUUACUAUUUGUAUCAUAAUCAUUCAUUAACACAUUCGCUGCGGCCCAUGAAAUGGCAGGCGUAGCCCCAGUGCGGCGCAGCCCGCAGCGUCAUACAAACCCGAUUGCCAGAUGAUUGGCUUUCAUAUUUCGGUAUGACGAAUAGCAAAUAACGUGCGGUGAUGUCCUGCUUUAUAACAAGAGUUGAUGUAGUUCGCUAAACACCCACAGAUAGCAGCACUGCUUAGAACGUAGCCGGUCCAAUUGUAUUGCCAAUUGGAAGGAGAUGGUGUUUGAUGUACUCAAUUUUUUAGGCAUUAUUAAUAAACAAAAUUAAAGAAAAGAACAAAUAUUCUAAAGCACAAUCAGAACAUCUGGGUACUUUGAAUUUACUGAGCCCAUUUUGGUGUUAACUCCUUUAAAUACAUAAAAAAGUCCAAACACGAGGAGCGCGUCCGAACUAAGGAGCGGCAGCAAAAACAGAUUUCUAUUGUAUUUACAGACCAGCAAGUAGUAACGUUCUCCGUCAAACACUAGACUCAUACUGGCUGCUUUUGUUUAACAAGGUUGGAUGGCUCGGACCCGGGACAUGCACAUGCGCAGGACGCUACGCGUGUCCCGAAUCCGAGCCACCCGCAGCGAAUGUGUUAAGAUUCCAAAUUAAAUAAAAAUUUGAUGAUGAAACAUAUUUAGAAAUAGCUGUUUGCCAGAAAAGAUAUUUAAAAGUAACACACUUUCAUUGUAAAAACAUUUGGAAUCAGUACUGAAAGGCCUUACUCAGACAUUUAGCAAUAUUUUUACAGACUUUUCAUGUGCCUGAAUUGAACAAUUCCAUAAAAAAAACCACGUAAUGAUUUUUUGAAAAACUUAUAAACAUACUGUAGUUAUUUUUUUAUUAUAUCAAAGACAAACAUUUUUAUUUUCAAUAAAAUAUUAUAUUUUGUGAAGCUGAAUCCCAGAUUUUAAAUAACUAUGGUAAAAUGAAAUUGGUAUGGAUAGAUGUAUAACAUUAUUUCAGUAUAAUAAAACUAAGUUGAUCUUGGUUGUGUUUAUGGUUUGUUGUGUUAAUUGUAGCAUAGAUUUUUUUUACACAAGUCGACUAGGUAAUUGUCUGUAGCUCUCUUUGCAGUGUUUGUGGAUUUUUUUUGCAUUACAGAUGCAAAAUAGUUAGGGGUUGGACUUCUUGAAUUGUUAAACGGCUCCAAUACACUAGCAGAGUAGAUUUUCUUUACAGUAUGUUAUUGUGUAAACAUAUUCUGUUCUACAUUUAUUGUGAUACUGCCCAUAGUUUGUAGAUUGUAUCUUUGUGAAGUUUUUAUUUGUAUUAACUUUACAUGUUUAUUGAAGUUAUUAAUGAGAUCUCUUUAUUGCGGAGUGAGUAAAUGUCACUGCCAAAUUAAUAUUGAAUAAAAGAACUUUUUUAUAGAA
Molecule: messenger RNA, 3868 nt
Organism: Macrosteles quadrilineatus (aster leafhopper)
Lineage: Eukaryota; Metazoa; Arthropoda; Insecta; Hemiptera; Cicadellidae
Product: kelch-like protein 17
Exons: 14
Coding region: 162-1982 (606 amino acids)
Molecular function (GO): protein binding
Source: RefSeq, a predicted model, not a curated record